Carassius auratus (goldfish) is the source of this 2535-nucleotide messenger RNA. It is a transcript of the gene usf2, whose product is annotated as upstream transcription factor 2, c-fos interacting. Gene Ontology annotation, molecular function: DNA-binding transcription factor activity, RNA polymerase II-specific; RNA polymerase II cis-regulatory region sequence-specific DNA binding; protein dimerization activity. Gene Ontology annotation, biological process: regulation of transcription by RNA polymerase II. NCBI's taxonomy places the organism in Eukaryota, Metazoa, Chordata, Actinopteri, Cypriniformes, Cyprinidae. The coding region runs from base 419 to 1396 and encodes 325 amino acids. The transcript is spliced from 11 exons. The record is from RefSeq and is a predicted model, not a curated record.
UAGCCGUUAGAACGCUCGCGGAUGGAUACGUGAAGACCGAUAGCAAAGCGAUAUAGCGCGGUUCUCAAAUAAGGCGAAAACGUGGUUUUAAUGUAGCAAAGGCUUUAAAAUAAACCGGUGAAUAAAUUCAGUGUUAACGUAUGCGCUAAUAGUUUGAAAAGAAGCCACUUAGCGACUCAACAGGUCGAGGACUCGUCUAGACAGAAGGGUGGGAGUGAGUAACAUACGCAACAACAACCGGUACACCUUCCGUCUUCCUCCACAGCGGUCUCCAUUUUAACUCCUCGCCCAGCCUGCACCUCACGUGUCCUGGACUGUCUUUCUCACAUGACCCGUGUGUUUGUCCCCGUGAUCAGCGCUUCCAUCUCCCGUAUUUCAAGUGUCGCUGAAUAUCGCAUUUUUAAAUCCGUUCGCCUUCAUGGAUAUGCUCGAACAGAGCUUGGACACCUCGACGAGCCACGACAAACAGGAAACUGAGGAGGUUGUUCAUCUGCAGGAGGGAGAGGGGGUGGGGGCGGAGGAGCAGGCAGCGGUUACCAUAGCAAGUGUCCAGCAAGCAGCAGCUUUUGCAGACCACAAUGUUCAAUACCAGUUCCGGACCGAGAACUCUGGUGGACAGGUGACGUAUCGCGUGGUCCAGGUAACAGAGGACCAUUUGGACGCAGCAGGAGAUGGAGGAGCGGCAGUCAGUGUAGUGUCCACAGCCUUUGCCGGAGCACAGCAAGCAGUAGCACAGGCUGUCAUCCAGAACCCUUUCAGUAAUGGAGGCAGUCCAGCGGGGGAAACAGUCGGGGGGGAGACACGCUUCGCCUACUUCCCAGCAGCAACUGUCAGUGACGGUACAGCUGUCUCAGUGCAGGCCACGUCUGAUCCGACCCUCACACAGGCCGGAGGUCAGUUUUACGUGAUGAUGAGUCCACCAGAUGUUUUACAGACUGGAACACCACGGACCAUCGCCCCUCGUACACACACAUACUCUACAGACCUUGGUGAACAUGAGACUCUUCAACACAGCAAUUCAGACUGGAAGAUUGAUGGCCCCCGGGCGCCUCGUGAUGAGCGAAGGAGAGCACAGCACAAUGAAGUGGAAAGGAGAAGAAGAGACAAAAUCAACAACUGGAUUGUCACGCUGUCUAAAAUCAUCCCAGACUGCAAUAUAGACAAUACCAAAACAGGAGCAAGUAAAGGAGGCAUCCUGUCUAAAGCGUGCGACUACAUUAGAGAACUCCGACAGACUAACCAGAGGUUUCAGGAGAGCUACAAGGAGGUGGAGAGAAUACAAGUGGACAAUGAGCUACUAAGACAACAGAUUGAAGACCUGAAGAACGACAAUGCACUUCUCAGAGCUCAACUACAACAGCAUGGCCUGGAAAUCAGCGAAACUACAUCACAGUGACAAAAAAAAAAAACCUUCUCAUAAAUAAACAGUCUCAAGUGGAGAAAUAACCCUCAAUGACACACUUGUUCACAACUCAUCAUAGACUUAAGAUGUGCUGCAACUCAAGUAGGGUGUGAAUGCUUAUUUGAUACACAGACACAUCCUUCUGACAAGAGACAUUCUGACUAUUGUGAAAAUAAUAUCUGCUGUACAAGCACGUUUUGUUUUCUCCCUCACUUUCACGAGAACUCAACAACCUGGAUUCGGUCUAAAUGGAAUAACCCUCUUCUUCCAGAAGUAUCCCGCUUGCCAUAAGUCUUUGUCUUUAGUUUAAAUCUCUGAUUUGUGAUCCAGUUGUAUGCCUGCUCAUGCCUAAUGUUCAUGUUUUGUUUUGUUUGAAACACCUUGUGGGUUUUAAUUUUUCUUACUUCGGGCAAAUAGUACUACUAUAACAUGACAGAUUUUUUUUUCUCUCUCUCUUUUUUUUUUUUAAGGGUUCUGCGGUAUUGUAUUUAUUAGCUUUAAAGAAAUUGCGUAGCAGCAGGUAUACAAAACCUUUGCUAAUGUUUUUAAUUUGAUUGUUUUUCUGUCCAGCAGUCUUUCCAUAUAUCAGACUUUGUGAAAUGCAUUUAUCUGGCUGAUCAGAGACUUGACAUUGUGGCACAUCAAGAGUAAUUUACAGUAUAAAUUUGCUUAGAAAAGAAACAAAAGUGCAUAGAGUAUGUUUUCAUAUAAAAUAGAGACUUAUGAUAUCUAAAACUGCAUUACCUAUAAAUUUCAUUUUUCAGAGUCCAUUAUAUUUAAUGCACUGUGAUUUUAGUGAAGGAUGAACAAGUAGCUCAGGGUUUUGAGGUGCAGGAAAAUAGCCAAGGCUCUGGAACUCCCCACUAACCUUGUUAACCCUGCAUUUUUUGUCCUUUGGCUUUAACAUACUAGAAACAUGUACUGUAUAUAUCAUGUAUUUGAACCAGUUGUUGAAUUCCCAGGCAAAUAAAAUGGAAGAUGCACAAUAGAAACAAAUAGAAUUGCUACUGCUAGUAGUGUUCUGGCUUAUUUUGUUGAAGCUCAUCUUCCAUCUUAUUUUGUAACAGUCCUAAUUUGGUUUAAGACCGUGAUCAACAAAGUUUUGAACAAUAAAAUCAGAGAUGAGCUUUGAA